AUGGAACGAUUAAGUGCAGAAAUUAUAUUAUUAGUUAAUGGUUAUCCACCAAAAUUUAUACAAAAACACAUGAAAAAUUUCUUUAUUCAACAUGAUGCGAUGAAUGUGUGGACUGAACUCGAUGGUGAAACAUAUGAACAGCUGCAUACUACAUUACUUUACAAACCAACACGAAGAGAAAAUAAAUCCAAAGUCCAAACAAAUGGACACUUAAUUCAAAACAGAAGAAAUUAUAAACAUAAAGAUCAAAUUUAUCUUCAUUACACAUUCGAAAAUGGAUCAUUAUUAAAUUUCAAAAAAGAAUAUCGUCGAAUAUGGGAAAAAUUCUAUGUUUAUCCAAGCUUACGCUUCAAAAAUACACGACUUAU
This is a messenger RNA of Rotaria sp. Silwood1, 368 nucleotides long. The record is from the annotation of a GenBank genome assembly. NCBI's taxonomy places the organism in Eukaryota, Metazoa, Rotifera, Eurotatoria, Philodinida, Philodinidae.